AAUACGAAAAUCGCUUCUCAACAGAAAAGUAGAGAACUUAGCGAUCUCGUAAAGCCAGAGGGAGAGAGUGUGUAGCCGUAAUAUCCAGUUGUAUCGCCGGAGUUCUCUACGAUCUCACCGGGAAAGUGAGUGUCAGUAGCCGGAAGCGGUUUGGUAUUCGGAUCGGAUUCUUUUUGAAGGGGAGCGGAGAUGGUGAAUUCUAUGGUGGAACGAGCCACGAGCGACAUGCUGAUCGGUCCGGAUUGGGCUAUGAACAUCGAGAUCUGCGACAUGCUCAAUCAGGACCCUGGGCAAGCAAAGGAUGUUGUUAGAGGUAUAAAGAAGCGCAUUGGCAGUAAGAAUCCAAAAGUUCAACUUCUCACCCUAACACUAUUGGAGACGAUCAUAAAGAAUUGUGGGGACAUUGUACAUAUGCAUGUGGCAGAGAAGGAUAUUCUUCAUGAGAUGGUGAAGAUAGUAAAGAAGAAGCCUGACGUUUAUGUCAAAGAGAAGAUAUUGAUCCUGAUAGAUACUUGGCAAGAAGCUUUUGGAGGACCAAGAGCAAGAUAUCCACAGUAUUAUGCUGCAUACCAAGAAUUGUUGCGUGCUGGAGCAGUGUUCCCUCAGAGAUCUGAGAUGUCUGCGCCUGUGUUCACACCUCCACAAACGCAACCCUUGACAUCUUAUCCUCCUAAUAUACGCAAUCUUGAUAAUCAGCAAGAGACAGCUGAGUCAUCUGCUGAGUCUGAGUUUCCAACCCUGAGUUUGUCAGAAAUACAGAAUGCACGAGGAAUCAUGGAUGUCCUUGCAGAAAUGCUAAGUGCAUUAGAGCCAGGGAACAGAGAGGGGCUUAGACAGGAGGUUGUUGUUGACUUGGUGGAACAGUGCCGUACAUACAAGCAAAGAGUGGUGCACCUUGUUAACUCAACUUCGGAUGAGUCACUGCUAUGUCAAGGAUUAGCACUGAAUGAUGACUUGCAGCGUUUACUGGCCAAGCAUGAAGCCAUUGCUUCCGGAACUUCUGUUCUUGCAGAGAAAUCCAAGCCUGAAACUGCUGGAGCACUUGUUGAUGUUGAUGGUCCUCUAGUUGUUACUGGAGAUAAUAGCAAACAACCUGAUGGGAGAUCCACCUCAAGUACCAAUGCAGGGCCACAGCCACUGAACCAGUUACUGCUUCCUGCACCUCCUGCAACUAAUGCUGCAGCGCCUUCAGUAAGGGUGGAUCCCAAAAUGGACCUGCUGAGCGGUGAUGACUAUAGCUCACCAAAGGCAGAAACAUCAAUGGCUCUGGUUCCUGUGGGAGGACAACUUCCGACCAGUCCUGUAUCUCAGCAAAAUGCCCUUGUUCUUUUUGACAUGUUUUCAGAUGCUAAUGCUGCUCCGAAUUCUGUCAAUACUCAAGCUGCCAAUCAGGCUGGACAAAGCAAUAUUUUGGCUUCGCAAAUAGAACAGCCACAGAAUUUUCAAUCUCCCAGAGGUGGAUUUUACCCAAAUGGAAGUGCCCCAAAUGUUGGAUCGCCUCAGUAUGAGCAGCCAAUGUACGUACAAGGUGCUGGUUCUGCCUGGAAUGGCCAAAUUGCCCAGCAGCAGCAGCUACCUUCAUCUGUCUAUGGUGCUCAAAGCAGUGCGUCAUUACCACCCCCACCUUGGGAAGCUCAGCCAGUGGACAACGGUAGCCCAGUAGCAGGUGCUCAAUAUCCUCAACCAAUGCAAGGCGCUCAGGUGGUUGUCACACACGGACAGAGUGGUGCACAUCCUCUGGGACCUCAACCGAUGGGGAAUGGCCAGAUGGUAGGUAUGUAUAUCCAGCCAAUUACAAGCAGUCAUUUGUCGGGAAUCAAUAGCCAGGUUGGUCAGAACCAGCAGUUGGGUUUGCACUCUCAGCCGAUCCAGGGUGGGCCAUAUAUGGGAAUGCUUUCGCAGCCAAUGCAAGCUGCCCAGAUGGCAUCUAUGUAUCCUCAACAGAUGUAUGGGAACCAAUAUGUGGGUUAUGGCUAUGGUCAGCCUCAAGGGGCGCAAUACCUAGACCAGCGAAUGUACGGAUUAUCUGUUAAUGACAACAAUGGCUUGAGAAACUCCUAUCAGGCCUCUACUUCAUCUUAUAUCCCAUCUAGCAAGCCUUCUAAGCCAGAGGAUAAGUUAUUUGGGGAUCUUGUUGAUAUGGCAAAAGUGAAGUCGAUGAAACCCACUCCUGGUAGAGCUGGUAGCAUGUGAACUCAUGACUGGUUUUGUUGCUUUUUCUUUUCAUCCAUUCUUUUUUUCUCUUGGUUUGCUAACUUGCUUCUUUUUCAUCUACAAUUAUUCAAUAUAUAUAAUUUUUGCGUUUGACCCUCAUUUGUGUUGCGUAUCUGACAUUGGCAUCAUGUACAUUCGUUGUAGAGGACAAAACAAAAGGAUAGCUCCCUUUGGAUCAAGAUAAAAUCAAUGAGAUUUCAUUUUUUUGUUUC
Molecule: messenger RNA, 2426 nt
Organism: Corylus avellana
Lineage: Eukaryota; Viridiplantae; Streptophyta; Magnoliopsida; Fagales; Betulaceae
Product: ENTH/VHS/GAT family protein
Biological process (GO): protein transport to vacuole involved in ubiquitin-dependent protein catabolic process via the multivesicular body sorting pathway
Molecular function (GO): ubiquitin binding; phosphatidylinositol binding
Source: RefSeq, a predicted model, not a curated record